AUUGGAUUUUUUAACCUAUAUCAUUAUUAAACGACUUAUUCCUCAUCAACAGUCACAAUAUCAAAAAUACUUAAUAGGUUGGGAAUAUCCCUCUUGGCGAAAAGAAUUUAAAAGUGAAUGGAAAUUAUUAGCAAACUCUGAAAUAAGUGAUCCAAAUAAAUAUUUGCAAUCAACCUUUCAAAUUUCUGAUAACAAUGAAAAAGAAAUGCAUAAUAUGUUUUACGAAUAUGAAAAUAUUUUAGAACAAGCAUUAGCAAUUAUAAGGCAAGAACAUGAAGCAAAAAAAUUUGAAUGGGGAAAAGCAAUUAGGCCAAGUUUGGACGGUAUUUUUAAAAUGGUAGAGGAUAUAGAAAGGUAUAAUAGAAGAAUUACAAAUCCACGAACUUGGCAAGAUCUUAAUCGUCAUACUAU
Molecule: messenger RNA, 411 nt
Organism: Racocetra persica
Lineage: Eukaryota; Fungi; Glomeromycota; Glomeromycetes; Diversisporales; Gigasporaceae
Source: the annotation of a GenBank genome assembly